This is a messenger RNA of Pectinophora gossypiella (pink bollworm), 2287 nucleotides long. RefSeq lists its product as uncharacterized. The transcript has 6 exons. Bases 267 to 1274 code for a protein of 335 amino acids. NCBI's taxonomy places the organism in Eukaryota, Metazoa, Arthropoda, Insecta, Lepidoptera, Gelechiidae. The record is from RefSeq and is a predicted model, not a curated record.
CUCGGUUGAUCGGACGCCCCCGCGUGUACGACGGCGCAGGCGCGCAUUCUCGGAAAACUCGCUAUUCCAAACUUAAAUUUGAAAUUCUUAACUUUUUCUAAAAUACUUUUUUCUAAUUACAAGUGGCUAGUGUUGUGGUUUGAAUUGGAAUUGGAAAUUGUUUCGAUCAGUGAAUCUGACUGUGAAUUGGAUCCGUUGAUUUGAUACCUCCACUGGAUUGUUUGUUGAUUUUGUGACUAUACAAACGAUGUCCCAGUAAGCGAGCAAUGGACCCGCUGACGUGGUUGUCUUUAGGGCUGCAGUUGGCAGCGCUCUGCUCCAUCGUGGGAGCCCUGCUAUUGUACCUGCUGCGGAAGGUGCGGGUCGCCGAGGUCCUCCCGGUGGACAGCGCUAAGACCGUGCUGGUCACCUCCGUGGACACCGCGCUCGGGUUGCAGAUAGCAACAUACCUGAGCGGGCGCGGAUGGCGCGUGAUCGCAGGAUGCAGGCAGGGAGGGUUGGGGGCCCGCCUGGCAGAGUCGUGGCUGCAGGCCCACACGGGGGAUUCCGACGAGCUGGCCCCCCGCCUCAACACGCUGGAGCUGGAUGUGGCCCGUGAGGAUCUACUGGAAGAAGCUGCCCGAGCCACUGCGCAGCAUCUGCCGGCCGGCGAACAUGGCGUGUGGGCAGUGAUCAACACGGCAGGCAGCAGCGGGCGCGGCGGCGCGGCGUGCUGGGAGGGCGCGCUGCGCGGCAACGUGCUGGGCGCGCUGCGUGUGGCGCGCACCUUCGCGCCGCUGCUCUCCGCUGCCGCGCAACAACACGCGCAUGCCGGACGACUGUUCUAUAUUGGACUGACAUCAGACACGGCGUGUGAGAACCUGUCCCGCGAGGCGGGCGACGAGGGCAGCGCGGGCGCGGCGGCGGCGCGCUGGGGCACGUGGGGCGCAGCGCGCGCCCUGCGGGCGUGGCUGCGGGCCCGCGCGCUGCACGUCGUGCUGCUGCACGCGCCCGACCUGGCGGCCAGCGACAUCUACGCGCCGCCCGCGCAGCUGCCGCCCAGCCAACCUGCUAGUCGUCCAGAAACCCCAAGUUCGGAUGUGAGCGCGACUACGGCGAGCUGCGCGGUCACCAUGCCGGGAGAAGCAGCGGAAUACAGCGCCAAGGUUCUCCCAACCAGCGCCCUCAAGACCUUGGAGGAGGCUCUCACUGCCCCUUCACCCCGCGACGCCUAUUACUUGAAGGUCAAACAAGACUCCUGGUUCACACGCAUGCCUUCCCUGAGAGUGGCAUGAAACCCCAGCUUUAUACUCGACCCUAGUGGUUCUCUUUAAGUUAUGUUUAAGAUCCCAGACAGGAUUUUUAACGGUUUUAGUUAAGUAUGUUGUUUGAUGUCAGAUUUUUGUCAACCAAACUUUUUCGUCAAUGUAGUCAAAUGAACAGUAAUUAAUGGAAUUUUAAGAAUCGCAACCGACUGUUAAGUUGUUCUAUGUCUGUCUGAGAUCUGUAACAAUUAAAUUAAUGUUGACAGAAGAAUAAUAUAAUUAGAGUGCUUGGUUUUCUAAUAAGCACUUAUCACCAAGUGUCAAAAUGGAGGUGAUGGGUAGGACACCAACUUUCAUCAUACAUGAGCACUGCGCAAUCCGCACAGACGCUAUUCUUAUUUAUAAUUAUAAAUCCCAUGUGGUUUAUUUAUAUAAACCUAAUCUUUAUAUAAUUGUACUUAUACGUUAUAUUGUAUGCGUACUCUAGGUGUAGUCAGAGCCCUUUUCAUAUACUCACUUAUAUUUAAGUUUCUUGGUGUUCGUAAUGUUACUAAGUUUGUUAAUUAUGUUAACGACCUGCUUAUCCCUUUUCGAGGGCACGGGAUAGUGGAUGUAUUGUGCCAAACUCUGAAGGCGCUGGAUUGAGAAGUUUGUAUAAUGUUAGAGCUGGCCGAACGGCCGGAUGCUUCGAGACGGCGCCUUCCUCGACCGACGUUGCUGGAACGUCUUCCACACUUUACGAUUAAGUUGCAAUAUUGUUAUUUUCGGUGCAGCUUUGCUUAUUGUGAGAAUUGUACAUAUUUCAAGCUCACAUCGUGCCAAUUGUUUAAUUAGACUUUUUGUAUGAAUGAGUGGAAAACUGUAUGCUAUUCAUAACCUAUAAAUCCAGUGGAGACAGUAUAAUUGUGAAGGUUUCAGAUUGCAAAUUUGUAGGUUUCUGUAAUCGUUCAGAUGUCGUUAAUCCUUUGUGAUAAUGAUUAACGAUAUGGACAUUCAUAUGUAAAUAAUGUUUGUGUUGUAUAUUAAACAUUCUCUAUAAUGCA